CGGCACUGAGCGUCUGUUCCCUUCUUUGCUCUGGCACCAGUCGCGCUGCGGGCAUCUGACUUUGGUCUGGUCCCUGUUAUUUUUUUAAUCCUGCAGCUACCUUGGAUGAAGCCAGGUCAGCAUCUGAUAUUCCGAAUGUCCCUUUACAACCUUCAUUUUUGCUAACUCUAAACUGCAAGAAGAAGAGGGAAAAAGUACUUACGGGUUUCCGUGGUCACAAAUUAGAUUAAGGUUUUUCUUUGGGCAGUUUUCUGAAGUUGAAAUGAGUAUAUUUCUGUUUACUUUUCCAGUGAGAGGAUCUGAAGGGCUUUACAUGGUGAAUGGGCCGCCUGCUUUCACAGAGAGUACGGCAUUUCAAAGGGACUCUGGAAAAAAUUGCAAAGCUGUUACAUUUAGCAAGGACGGUUCCCUCUUUGCCUGGUGCAAUGGAGAAAAAGUAAAUAUUUUUAAUGUCACCAGUGCUGAAUUACUGCGUUCCUUUGAUCUUCCAAAAGUAGUUUGCCUUGAAUUCUCACCAAAGAAUAAUGUUCUAGCAACAUGGCAGGCCUAUACAACUGCUAAAGAUGGCACAGCAGGGGUGCCCAACCUACAACUUUAUGAUGUUAAAACUGGGAAGUGUUUGAAGUCUUUCAUCCAGAAAAAGAUACAGAACUGGUGUCCCUGCUGGGCAGAAGAUGAAAGCAUUUGUGCCAGGAAUGUAAACAAUGAAUUGCACUUCUUUGAAAACAACAACUUCAACACUAUUGCAAAUAAACUGCAUUUGCAAAAGGUUAAUGAUUUUGUCUUAUCUCCAGGAGCACAGCCAACCAAGGUCGCUGUGUAUGUUCCAGGCAGUAAAGGUGCACCGUCGUUUGUUAGACUCUAUCAGUAUCCCAACUUUGGUGGCCCUCAGUCUGCACUAGCCAAUAAAAGUUUCUUUAAAGCUGACAAGGUGACAAUGCUAUGGAACAAAAAAGCCACAGCUGUACUAGUCAUAGCUAGUACAGAAGUUGAUAAAACAGGUGCUUCAUACUAUGGAGAGCAAACUCUGCACUACAUUGCAACAAAUGGAGAAAGUGCGGUCGUACAACUACCUAAAAAUGGUCCUAUUUAUGAUGUUGUUUGGAACCCCAAUUCUGUCGAGUUUUGUGCUGUGUAUGGUUUUAUGCCUGCCAAAGCAACAGUUUUUAAUCUGAAAUGUGACCCUGUGUUUGAUUUUGGAACUGGUCCUCGCAAUGCUGCUUACUACAGCCCCCAUGGACACAUCCUAGUACUAGCAGGAUUUGGAAAUCUCAGGGGACAGAUGGAAGUGUGGGACGUUAAAAACUACAAACUCGUUUCCAAACCAGUAGCCUCGGAUUCCACAUACUUCGCUUGGUGCCCUGAUGGGGAGCACAUUGUAACAGCUACCUGUGCUCCCAGGCUACGAGUCAGUAAUGGCUACAAGAUAUGGCACUACACUGGCUCUCUUUUACACAGCUAUGAAGUUCCAUCAAAUGAAGAAAUGUGGCAAGUUUUCUGGCAGCCAUUUUUAGAUGGAGUAUUCCCAGUGAAAGCAGUGAAGUACCAAGCAGUUCCAAGUGAAUUGCCAAGCGCUGAGCCAAAACCUGCCCAGGCAUACAGACCUCCGGCCUUGAGAAACAAACCUGUGACAAGUUCCAAGCUUCAUGAGGAUGAGCCACCUCAGAACAUGAAACCACAGUCAGGAAGCAGUGAAAAGCCACUCUCUAAAACAGCUCUCAAAAAUCAAAAGAAACAUGAAGCAAAGAAAGCUGCUAAACAGGAGGCCAAAGCUGAUAGCAAUCAGGAAUCUACACAGUCCUCAGCAUCUCAGAGCACACCACGGAGUGCUGUGCCUGCUGUGACAUCAGGAGAUCCUGAAAUUGACAAGAAGAUAAAGAACUUAAAAAAGAAACUAAAGGCAAUUGAGCAACUUAAAGAACAAGCAGCUGCUGGCAAACAGCUAGAGAAGAAUCAGUUGGAGAAGAUUCAGAAAGAAACUGCUCUUCUUCAGGAACUGGAAGACUUAGAACUGGGUCUCUAAAACUUCAUGGAACUCCAAUGUGCUGUUAAUAAAAACUUCAUGGAAAAUCUAA
Molecule: messenger RNA, 2075 nt
Organism: Oxyura jamaicensis (ruddy duck)
Lineage: Eukaryota; Metazoa; Chordata; Aves; Anseriformes; Anatidae
Gene: EIF2A
Product: eukaryotic translation initiation factor 2A
Exons: 13
Coding region: 263-2023 (586 amino acids)
Biological process (GO): translational initiation
Cellular component (GO): cytosolic small ribosomal subunit
Molecular function (GO): mRNA binding; translation initiation factor activity; tRNA binding
Source: RefSeq, a predicted model, not a curated record